UCUAAGACCUCGGGAAAGAGAAUGACAAAAGUUUCAGUUAGGGCCAAGUGCAACCCAAUUAUAUCGUCUUCUUCGUCACUCUGUUUUUACUUUAUCCUCUCGCGUAAUUACUCCUUUCCCUUUUCUCCACUUCCUCCUCCUCAGCUUUGCUUCCCACACCAUCUCUCCAUUUUCGAUGGAGUUUGAGGUGAGACACGUGGCAGGAAUAGAGGACUGCUUCGUAUCUCUUCCUCUCCUACUCAUCCAAACCCUUCAAUCCACCCGCUCUUCUCUCCUCCCUCCCCUUCUCGCUCUCGAGCUUCGCCUCCCACGCUCCUCCGACCACCCCUGGAUCGUCGCUUGGUCCGGCGCUACUUCUUCUUCCACUGCUAUAGAGGUUUCUCAACAAUUUGCAGAAUGUAUAUCGUUGCCAAAUCACACCACAGUUCAAGUACGAGCAGCUUCUAAUAUGGCUAAGGCUACAUUAGUCACAAUUGAACCUCAUACCGAGGAUGAUUGGGAAGUUUUAGAGCUUAACUCUGAGCAUGCAGAAGCUGCUAUAUUAAAGCAGGUCAGGAUUGUCCAUGAAGGAAUGCGAUUUCCUCUGUGGUUGCAUGGCCGCACGAUCAUAACUUUCCUAGUGGUUUCAACCUUUCCCAAGAAAGCGGUGGUUCAACUUGUCCCUGGAACAGAAGUUGCUGUUGCUCCAAAGAGACGUGAGAAAAAUUUAAACAACAUGGAAUCGUCUACCAGAAAAUCUCAUGGUGCAAAAGCACUGCUACGUUUGCAAGAUUCGGACAGAAGAUUGUUUCACAAAAGCAAUGUCAAAGGUGUUGAGCUUGGGGUAGCACUUACUUCUGUCGCCUUUAUUCAUCAAGUAACAGCUAAAAGAUUUUCAUUGGAGUCUCUUCAGUUGGUUGUUAUAGUGCCAAGAUUGUCAUCCAAAGGGAGUGUGAAGAAUCUGGAAAAUGAUGCCUUGAGAAUGAAAGGAAGUUUAACUUCCAAGGAAGUAAAUAGUGGAAUUUCAACUGAUAAUAAGGAAUUUCGUCAAGUGAUUGUUCGCCUUUUAAUUUCAGAUUCAGUGGCUGAAGGACAUGUGAUGAUUACUCACUCUCUUCGGCUUUAUUUGAGAGCAGGACUACAUUCAUGGGUUUAUUUAAAAGGGUAUAAUGUUGGUUUGAAGAAGGAAAUUUCUGUACUGUCACUUUCUCCAUGCCGCUUCAAGAUGGUUGCAAAUGAUAAGGCUCUUGAGAAUGGUCUUGAAGUGCUUGAUGGCCAUAAAACUCGUAGGAUGAAAAACUCUGGUUCAGGAACCUCUUUGGAGGUAGUAAAUUGGUCAACCCAUGAUGAUGUUGUGGCUGUUCUUUCUUCUGAAUUCCCUUUCCAAGAGGCUGAAGACUCCAGCCAGGAAGACACUAAAAAGGGCUUAGAAUGUCUUCUUCGUGUGUGGUUUCUUGCUCAACUUGAUGCCAUAGCUUCAAAUGCAGGGACGGAAGUUAAUACGUUGGUUUUGGGGAAUGAAAAUCUACUUCACUUUGAGGUGAACAGAUAUGAUUCUGGGACUUACGGACUAGUCUCAUCUAAUGGUUUUUCAGAAAAGAGAAAUAAGACUAAGAAUUUGCCAGUAGAAAUUUCAUACAUAUUGACCAUUUCCGAGGAACCACUGCACGGUGGAAAUUUUAAUGCGUAUGAGCUUGCCCUUGAUGAUAGAAACAAGAGGAAUGGUGUUCAGGGUGGUUCCGAGUUGUUUGGAAAGCUAAAUUUGGGUAACCCUAUGUCCCUAUAUUCUGUUAAAGACAGAACAUCUGUCAAGGGGUUUAGCACAAAUGCAUCUUCAUUAAGCUGGAUGGGUGUGACUGCAUCUGAUGUUAUCAAUAGAAUGAUGGUGUUGUUAGCUCCUGCUUCUGGAAUUUGGUUUAGUACUUACAAUCUUCCUCUCCCAGGACAUGUUCUAAUAUAUGGACCUGCGGGUUCUGGAAAGACAUUAUUGGCUAGAGCUGUUGCAAAGUCCCUUGAAGAACAUAAAGACCUGUUGGCACAUGUAAUCUUUAUAUGUUGCUCAGGACUUGCUUUAGAGAAGCCCCCAACUAUUCGUCAAGCGCUUUCAAGUUUUGUGUCUGAAGCUCUAGCUCAUGCACCUUCAGUUGUUGUUUUUGAUGAUCUUGAUAGUAUCAUCCAAUCUUCAUCUGACUCAGAAGGAUCCCAACCUUCAACCUCAGUUGUUGCACUUACUAAAUUUCUCACUGACAUUAUUGAUGAAUAUGGGGAAAAGAGGAAGAGCUCCUGUGGUAUUGGUCCAAUAGCUUUUAUAGCUUCUGUGCAGACUCUGGAGAGUGUCCCUCAGUCUUUGAGCUCAUCAGGAAGGUUUGACUUUCAUGUGCAACUGCCUGCACCCGCUGCCUCUGAACGUGGGGCCAUAUUGAAGCAUGAAAUUCAGAGGCGUUCCCUACAAUGUCAUGAUGACAUCUUACUUGACGUAGCUUCCAAAUGUGAUGGAUAUGAUGCAUAUGAUCUGGAAAUAUUGGUUGAUAGAGCUGCUCAUGCUGCCAUUGGUCGGUUUUUGCCUUCUGAUUCUGAAGAAUACGUGAAGCCCAUUUUAGUUAGGGAGGAUUUCUCUCAUGCUAUGCAUGAGUUCCUUCCAGUUGCCAUGCGUGACAUUACUAAAUCUGCUCCUGAAGUUGGUCGCUCUGGUUGGGAUGAUGUUGGUGGUCUCAAUGACAUUCGAGAUGCUAUCAAAGAGAUGAUUGAAAUGCCUUCGAAGUUUCCGAAUAUAUUUGCACAAGCUCCUUUAAGGUUGCGGUCUAAUGUUCUUUUAUAUGGUCCUCCUGGCUGUGGUAAGACCCACAUUGUUGGUGCUGCUGCUGCUGCUUGUUCACUAAGAUUUAUAGCGGUGAAAGGGCCUGAGCUACUGAACAAAUACAUUGGUGCCUCUGAGCAAGCUGUUCGAGAUAUUUUUUCAAAGGCAGCUGCUGCAGCGCCAUGCCUCCUCUUUUUCGAUGAAUUUGAUUCCAUUGCACCUAAAAGAGGGCAUGACAACACUGGAGUAACUGACAGAGUUGUUAAUCAAUUCCUAACAGAAUUAGAUGGUGUUGAAGUUUUGACUGGUGUAUUUGUGUUUGCUGCAACGAGUAGACCAGAUCUGCUUGAUGCUGCAUUGCUGAGACCAGGUAGGCUCGAUCGCCUCCUUUUCUGUGAUUUUCCAUCUCAGCGUGAGAGGUUGGAUGUUCUGACUGUUCUUUCAAGAAAGCUACCAUUAGCCAGUGAUGUUGAUUUAGGCGCCAUAGCUUGUUUGACAGAAGGAUUUAGCGGAGCUGAUCUCCAAGCUCUUCUCGCAGACGCACAGCUUGCUGCAGUUCAUGAACAUUUGAGCAGUGUGAGCAGCAAUGAGCCUGGAAAAAUGCCAGUCAUAACUGAUGGUGUUUUGAAGUCUAUUGCUUCAAAGGCAAGACCAUCAGUUUCAGAAACCGAGAAGCAGAGACUUUAUGGCAUCUACAGUCAGUUUCUGGAUUCAAAGAGAUCCGUUGCUGCACAGUCGAGGGAUGCAAAAGGCAAGAGGGCAACUCUGGCAUGAAAAAUAAUACCAAUAGACAGUCAUAGCUGCCCAUUUUUCGUGGAACGGAAAGAGCGAUGUGGGAUGUCUUUUUCUUUUUCUUUUCAUUUUCAUACGUCAUUCUUUCAAAUAUGAAUCACUGUAGGUUGAGGAUAGAUUUGUAUUGCCAUUGUGCGUGUGUUAGAAAACUGUAUAGUGUUCAUUGCUAUGGAGGUUGCUCUUUGAUUAGUGCCGUUGGAUUGAAACAUCGGCCGAUAGGAUAAUGGGCUGAAACGGGCAUGUAAGCAGUUAAGAGCCUUGAACUUAAGACUCGUCUAAGGCCGUGGCCAUACGAUCUCGGCCCCAACUGGUUUUUUAAGGUAAAAUUAUUUCAAUUUUAUUGUAAAACUGAAUGUUCCUUAAGAACAAUGCAAAUUCCUCGUCCAAAUAAAUAGAAGGCCAACGAUUACUUGGACUA
Molecule: messenger RNA, 3986 nt
Organism: Theobroma umbraticum
Lineage: Eukaryota; Viridiplantae; Streptophyta; Magnoliopsida; Malvales; Malvaceae
Gene: PEX1
Product: peroxisome 1
Biological process (GO): protein import into peroxisome matrix
Cellular component (GO): peroxisomal membrane; cytosol; peroxisome
Molecular function (GO): ATP binding; ATP hydrolysis activity
Source: RefSeq, a predicted model, not a curated record